AUGUAAUCUUAAGAAUAGCAAACUCAACAGCUUCGUUCGUGCGCUCGCUGCAAGUUUCGAAUGGUUCUGGAUCACUUUGGCUACCUUUUACAAUCCCUAGUCGCUAAGUAGUAGUUUAGUUAGUUAGUUUAACGUGUAGUGUUGCUGAAAUUUGGUAAAGUGAUUCACACAAAACGAGGAAACACGAUGAAAUUUGGGCCGAAUUUCGCAUUUUUUCCUCCGAUUGUCGACGACGGUGGUCACGGUUGCUCGCUCGGUGCCUACUUGGAUGGAAUGGAUUUUUCACCAUUUUUUUUUCGCCUGCCAAUGGUUUGGUGAUUGGUGAAGUAAGGUGCUCUGCUGGAUGGAAGUGAUGCAGUCUUCGUUUGUGGGAGGGUGGAGGGUGGUUGGGUAGGAAGCCGCUUGGCGGUGUGAGUGACUCGUGAGUGCCGGGACAGGUGUUUGAAGGUGUUGGUGAGUGCGGUGUCGUUUCGUUCGUUGUCAAGCAGCGGUGAUGAGGAGAGGGGUGUUUGCGAUUUUCGCAAGCGAUCUCUUUCCAACUCGCGGCGCGGUAACAGAAGCAGCAGCAGCAGCCUACUUUGGGAUGAUAUGCGAGGGUGGCUGAGCGCGAUCUGUCAGGCAGUGGAAGUGCAAGAAAGAACGAGAGAGAGAGAGAGAGCGGGAUCACCGCGCCGAAUGAGAUUCAAUUAAAGCAUCAUUUGAUAAUGGAUGACACUUUUUUUCGUCGCUCGGUCGUUCGUUCGUUGCCUUGUUUGCUCUCGGUGUGCGUGAUUUUCGUGUGAACACAGGCCAACAAGAGGCAGGUUUUUUUUAUCGUGUGUCGUCGCGAUGAGAGGCUAAUGGUGGUACUUUUUUCGUUUGCCAUCAACACUUAUUACGAGAGUGCGAACGGGAUGAGAUCGACGACGGGGAAAAGUGAAAAUCGGUCGUAGUUUUACUGGAGCCUUUUAAACACAAAAAAAGCCAGCAAGUUCCAAUUAGAAUUGUUAUAUCCCGAUCAAGGAAACAAACACACCUAGUUAUAAUGAAAUUACGAGAAAAAAUACAUUUUAAGAUUUAAACUUUAGAAAAAGUUUUACAAAAUCAUAAACCUCGCAUUAUUUAUAAAUUAAUUUUAACUAUAAUUAAAUUUUAAAACAAAAUUAUUAUAUAUUAUAUUAAUUAAACUAAAUUGUAAACUAACACGUAACUCGCAAAAAAACUACACACACACAAACACCUAAAACACACAAAUUACACAAACACAAAACUUUCGGGAUAACUGAAACUGAAACAAUUUGAACAAAAUCAAAAAAAUCGAACUAAACAAAAACACCAUGGCAUCGCGCAAAAAUUCGAAAUUCUCCACACGAGUCCAGUUCUAUCUGAAGCACCGGGAGUCGCGGAUACUGAGGCUAUGCAACGACACCAUCGGCCCGGUACCGAACGAUUCGCUCAGCAGAGCCAUCUCCAGACUGCUGUCGAAACAACCGGUGGACAACAAGCGCCUGAUCCAGCUGCUGGCAGAAAAGAAACGCUUGUCCACCAAAUCGACUACCUCGCACAGCACCCUGAAGACGCCCCCGCAUCAGAUGACAGUAGCAGGACAGCCUACGACGACGACUGCAGCAGUGACGGCGGCCAUGUUGCCCGGACACUUCACAGCAUCGAUGGCAGCCACCGCAACGACACCGGUGACGGCCAUGAAUGCCACCAGUCCGGCAGCAAUCGCCAUCGCCAACAACAGCAGCAGUGCUGCCAGCAACAUCACAUCCAACACCAGCAGCAGUAGUAGUUCCCUGCCCGACUACCAGAAGGACGUGGAACGGUUUCGUGGAAGAAUCAUCUGCCAGGACAACACGUGCAUCAUCGAUCCGAUGGCCUCUCCUAAGAACGACAACAAUUCGAAUCCUCGCACUCAUUCCUUCCGAAUUGUCUCGUUCAGCAAGGAGGGCUCCGGCAAAGAGUCAGCAUCAGACACGGGUUGCUCGUCACCACCCCUUGGCGGAAACGAUGAGCGAGAUUCGGUGGCGGAAGAUCACGGCCCCCAGAAUCUUAGCAGCAGCUCAUCGCCAUCCGCAUCGACACAAGGCGGUGGUGGCAGCCAUAAGGCCAUUCUGAUGUGCUUCAGCUGCAAGCUCAGUUUUGGCAUGUGCCGAUCGUUCGUUGCUCAUGCCAAAAUGGAGCACAACAUCACGAUGAACGACUACGAACGGAUGCUCUUGGAAAAGAACUAUAGCAGCGCCAUCAUCCAGAACAACAUGGAGAAGCAAAUCUACUUUUUGGUUCCUUUCGAAGAGAAAUCUUCAGCCAACAACACACUUAGCGUUAAGUCAUCGUUAGAGGGAGAAGAACGGUUUAAGAGCGGAAGUGGGAGUAGUAACGGGGGAAGUCAACAGCCCUCGCCACAGCAACAUUUACACCAACAGCAGAUGCCAACACCGCAACAACUUCAGCAGCAGCAACAACAGCAAGCUGUUCAAGCAUCUGUGCUAACGCCGGAGAAAAGCCCCGGUUCCAUCAGCUUCGACGGAGGUUUCCCGAAAAUCACCCCUAGCAGUAUGCUGUUCGACAUGGACAACAAACUGCAGGCGAGUUGGAAGCUUGCCGCCGAGAAGUACAACAACGCCAUGAACGAAAACGUAGCAAUAGCAGCGGCUGCUGCAGCAGCUGCAGCACAAGAGGAGAAGAAUGCUGCCAACAACAAACUGCUUACAGAGUUUCUGACACAACAGAAAAUGUUAUCGGCCGCAGAAAAUCUGUACAGCAAGCAGAACAAGUUCCUGGAGUUGAUGAACACGAAUCCACUGGCUGCGGCAGCCGCUAAAGCUACAACAACCGGUGGAGGGGGUGCAGAUGGAGCUAGCGAUUUUCACCUGGCCAAGAAAUACAAUGCAAUGGAUCUAUACAAACAGCUGAUGGCGGCCAACAGCUUUCGACCGGAAGCUCUGGACCUCAAGGAGGAAAUGAAAGCAGAACAGCAGCAACAACAACCGCAGCACCAGAUAAGCGUUAAGAAACUUGAGACUGAACCAACGGCGGCGUUCCGUAACAAUGCCUUCGGACCAAAUAUUUCCACCAGGAACUCCUGCAAGACGCUAAAGUGUCCCCAGUGCAACUGGCACUACAAGUACCAGGAAACGCUGGAGAUCCACAUGCGGGAGAAACACCCGGACGGAGAAACAGCGUGCAGCUAUUGCCUGGCAGGUCAACAACAUCCUAGACUUGCGAGGGGCGAAUCCUACACCUGCGGCUACAAACCCUACCGUUGCGACGUUUGUAACUAUUCCACCACGACCAAGGGCAACCUGUCUAUUCACAUGCAAAGCGACAAGCAUCUGAAUAACAUGCAAGAUCUAAACGGAAUGAUGAACAAAGGUAAUCAGAACUUUUUAAACCUUGCAACCCUUCAGGCCAACGAGAAGGUUAACACACCUCGCAACCAAUACAUGCAAGCAACUUCGCCGCUAGCCCUUACCACCAAACUCGCUCCACAACCCAAGGAAUCACCCAACAGCUACGAGGCAAAUCGGGGAGGAGCCAAGGCGUUCUUCAAGUGUGACAUCUGCAACUACGACACCAACAUAGCCAGAAACCUCAGAAUUCACAUGACAAGCGAGAAACAUAUCAGCAACUUGAAUUCUCUGCAAUCUAGCUACAGUCAACUGAAGAACCUCCAGUCAAUGUCCUCGCCGGAAAACCUCGACUACCUGAGCGCACUCAAUCUGAACGCCCUCAAGGAUGAUUCCCCGAUGGGUCGCGUUGACGAUUUCACCCAAAACUCCCUCAAAUCCCUCUCCAUCCCAUCGUCCCCGUUUGCCCCCAUAGACCCAACGACAGGUGGGACCGCCAACAGUACACCGACUCCCGAAUCGCUCUUCCUCAACAACCCCUCGCCAUUCUCGGCUGGAAGCGAAACUGAGCGCAGUCUUAGCGGUGACUUCCAACAACACCUGGACGAGGACAAAAACCCACUCCACUUUGAACCCCCCAUUAGAAUCACUCUGGACCCAUCCGCCUACUACACCUGUCUCAUCUGUUCGGACUUCGACACCAACAACCUGGAAGAGCUGAAGAAACACGUGAUCAAGGAUCGCCUCACCUCAAACAUUGCAAUGGAUACGAUAGUGAUUGCGGCCGCCAGCUGCGAAUGUCUGCUCUGUGGAUUCCGAUCCCAGACCAUGGACAAACACGACCUCGAACGCCACCUUAAAACCGAGGCCCACCUGAAGCGACUUGAUCUGAUGAUUCAUCUACUCGAAGGCCGGGACAAAGCCGUCGGCAAGCUAAAACAGUUCUGCGGUCCGGAACUGUUCAAGAAGCUCUCACUCAUCUUCCCACUGCCGGAGGAAGCGAAAUUUCCGUACGAAGAAAUGCCAAGCAUUAGUGAAAUUUCGCGUUCUCCCCUGUCGCUGUUGCUGGAACCGAAAACGGAACUGAUCGAACGGGACCAUCACGGCGGCACCAAUGGCCUAGAUGGCAACGAGGGCACCCAACCGCAUCCGGACAACGUGCAGAUCAAGUGCAACUGUUGCAACUACUUCACCACCUCGCUGGAGAAAAUCGGCAUCCACAGCCUGUCGGAGAAGCACAUCUUCCGGCGGAUCUGUUUCGACUAUUUGCUGCUUAUCUCGAGCGAGAAAAAUUCCGGCGGCUCACUGUCGCCGCUCAAUUUGCAACAUGAUGGCCGACCUGGUAGUGCCGGGCAGAUCCUCCCAAGGGCAGGUCUGGUUCCGCUGAUGUUGACCUGUGUGCCGUGUGCGUACAAGACCGACCACAUCUACCAUAUGAUUCACCACCUGAAGAAAUCUUGCCGGGCAGAGCAGAACAUCAACCUGCUGGGGCUGCGCAACAUUUUCAAGUUGACUGCGAAGGGCGCCGACAGCCAAGAUGCAAUGGACUCGGCCUCGGCGGCCACCGGAGACAACAACAACGGUAACACGACGACCACGCUGAACACCUUGUGCAGCAUCCUGCAGGAAAAGAAACCCUGGAAUGGGGAAAAUUGCAAUGGAAAAAAUAACGGCAGCUCCGGUGGUGGUGGCGGAUUGGGUUCGCUUAAUUCGGGCAGUGGCAGCGGAGGUGGAGGAAACUCAACGGACGGCGGUUCCGGCGAAGACGGCACUUGCAAGGACCGUUGUCUGGUGUGCAGCGUUUGUAACAACUUUUCCUCCAAGAAGAUCAACGUGAUGCAGCACCUGCUGGCCAAUCAUAAUGCCGGCAACGAGCUGUUGGGGCAGGACUUUUCUAGCCUCACAGUUCCGUCCUCGGUGCAAAAGAAGCCAUUUGAUUAUCUGCGCACACUGACCGAAGCUAGAAGUGCUCAAAAUUUGCGGCUUAUCGAGAAGGUCACCUUUAUGAAUGAUACUUUUGCGUUGAAGGAAAAUUGUAACGAUUUGAAGCAUGGAAAUUUGGCGGAAAUGUUGGGUAACUUUUUGGGAGGUGGCAAAGAUGGAGAUGGUGCAACAGAGAAGAUAGAUAAAAGCCAGGUGCAGACGGUGUCCUGUCCGCUGUGCCCGGAAACAUUCCUCGAUCAGGUCAAUGUGGAGACACAUGUUAUUCGCGUUCAUAAUAUUAAAAUGGAAGGCUUGAACCGAUUGCUGAAGCUGGUUGAUACCUCGCAAUUUCUCAAGACCACUAAACAACAACAGCAGCAGCUUGGCAGUCCGGACAAGUCCCCGAAGAAGGAAAGUUCUCCCUCGCCCGAAAUCAAAUGUUCCUUCUGUAAGGUCUGCUUCGACUCUAUGGUAGACCUGAAGAUACACUGCAACGAAAGCAAUCACUUCAAACGGAACGCGGAUUCGGAAGAUCUCGCUUGCUUCCUCAACGAUUGUAAGGACGCAUUCGACAAUCUUUCUGACCUACAUCAGCACUUUAAGACAAACCAUCUGAACUUCCUGAUCUCGGAAAACCACACGUACAAAUAUCGCUGCAAGUUGUGCCCGUUUGCAUUCAAAACGCACGAGAAGCUCAAUCGCCAUCUGUUCUAUCACUCGCUGCGUGAAUCGACCAAGUGCUUCUACUGCGAUGCCCACUUCAAGAACAUCAACUCGCUCACCAGUCACAUUGCCGAGAAGCAUCCGCAGGAAUCGUCGGCGCCGAAGGGUGCAAACGACACGCAGCAGGAAUCGGCCUCGAUUCUGUUCUUCAAAGAUCUCAAACGGAAGAUGAUGAACAACAAGAACGGCAUGAGUCCAAAGUCGGACCGUAGUCAAACGCGAGACAGUGCCGAUGAAGAUCGUCUGAGCGAAAAGUCCAUGAGCAGCAAGAGCAGCCUCUACUACGAUAAGAGUUUGGAUGGUUCGGAAAGUGGAGCCGGUGGUGGCAAGUUCACCUGUAACGAUUGCCACUUUGUCUUCACUGAUAUGGCUGCUCUUGAACGGCACAUGGUUACGGCAUUCCACAUGCCAAAAGAGAAGGACAAAACAACGGGCGACGCUAACAAUGGAGGCAAACAGAACCUAUUCUAUGACAUCAAAUCGGAGAAGUUUACCAAUCCGAAUCGGCCCUUCAAAUGUACGGUUUGCAUGGAAAGUUUCACGCAGAAAAAUAUUCUACUAGUGCACUACAACAGUGUAUCACACUUGAACAAGUUGAAGAAACUCAAAACGGAUAAGCAACAGCCGUUCCCAUUCCAACUGGGCGGAGAAGGUGGAGAAGGCUGCGACCUCGCCGAAAAGGCGGCUGCCGGUGAGUUUAAGCCAUUUGGGAUGCCAAUGUUCGGAGGCGAAGGUGCAGGCGAAAAGAGAAAAGACAUCGAAGAGAAGGAAUCGGCACGGAAGAAGUUCAAGUGUGACAUUUGCAACGUGGCGUACACUCAAGGAAGCACGCUGGACAUCCACAUGCGGAGCGUGCUGCACCAGACGAGAGCUUGCCGGUUGCAGGAGCGGAACAUGUUUGGAAAUCUACAGAACGUCGACAAGAAGAAAUCCGACUUUCCGUUGAUUCAAACCAUCCCGGAGAGCCAUGAGUCACCCAAUUUCAUCGAUGAUACGCCGCUGAGGAAAAUCAAAUCACCGAUUGAGCCGCCAAUACCGCAACAGCCGCAAUUGCCCGUUCAGCCGCCACAACUUGCUCAGCAGCCGCCUCUCCUGAAUCCAAUGCUGGGUGCAUUAGGCUUAGGAGGGGCAGCCGCAGGCCUCGAAAAGCCGGAAAUAGCUUUGUGCGAAUGUUGCUUCCAAGUGUUCCCUAAUAAGGCCACCUUGGAAACCCAUCUGGAGCUCAGUCCGGAAUGUGCAGCCGUCAAGAAGAAGUUGCAGGAAAAUAACACUCAGCCGCCGGAGAACUUCGUAGAAAACUUCCAACAACAAGCUCUGAAUGAACUUGCCAAGGUGAACCCACUUCCAGGGUUCGAUCUUUCACCGGAAGCUCUGCUCGGUAAAACGCCCUUCCCCCUGGACCCAACCGCAAACCUUAUGGAUCCGAACUUUUUGAAGAACGCCUCGCUACUACAGUUUGCCACCGAUCCCAACAACAAACUCGGUCCAAACGCACUAAACGUACUGAAUUUUAUGCACUUCCAUCAUCUCAUGUCACUAAGCUAUCUAAAUCUCGCGCCCCAGUUGAACUUUGGUGGCGUUCCACCGAAAGUUCCAGAUAUCACCGCCAAAACCGACCUCGAGAAGGUCAUCCCGGUCGAUAAGACCAAAUUGCCUCCAGUAGUUCUUCCACCAAACCUAAACGGGAAAUCUCCGCUCGAUUUGAACAUGCCCCACGGCCUCGAGAGCAAAAUGCCUCAUCAACCCCCGCAGCAACAACCUUGUACCCAAAAACGUGCACGUACUCGCAUCACCGACGAUCAGCUUCGUAUCCUUCGCUCGAACUUCGACAUCAACAACUCGCCCAGUGAAGAAGCCAUUCAAGAAAUGUCCCUCAAGGCCAAUCUACCGCCGAAGGUGGUCAAGCAUUGGUUCCGUAACACCCUCUUCAAGGAACGCCAACGAUCCAAGGACAGUCCCUACAACUUCAGCAUUCCUCCUUCGACGAAGCUCAACGUCGAAGAGUACGAACGAACUGGCGAAACCAAAGUCACCGAUCUGGAAACAUCGAUCAAAUCCAACGACUCCCAGGACACGUCGCAGAAUUCCACCGAUAUGAAGAUGCACGAAAUGAAGCAGAAUUUUUCUAAAUCUUUAAUGGAAUCUCUUUCCAAACACCAGGCCAGCCAAGAGUUGGGCAACUUUCAGCUGAGCAAGAACCUUUUCCCCGACAGUUUCGCCGUCGAUUUCCAGGCUCAACACGAACAGGCGGCAGCCCAACUGCAGGCCAAUGUUGCCAGUUUCUUUUCACAGGCACCGGAUCUCAGCACCCUUAGUAAAGAGCUCAUGUCGAACAAGAAGAAAAAAUUGAAGUCCGAAUCCUCCAACGAGUCCCCGAUCCCUGCCGAUCUCCAAAUUGACUCGACCAACUCCAGCCCUCUGCCGAUGCGCCCUCCGAGUGUGAUUUCUGUGAAAAAGCACCUGGAAGCACGGCCGAUGGGCGUGGGGACUCCGAUCAUGAUGGACGACAUGAAGAUCCCCAGUCCCAUCGACAGUCCGAACCUUUCGUCGCCGACUUCGCUUUCCGGUGGGCUGCAGAUGCCUCCGAUGUCCCAGGGCCAGUCCAUCAACUCCUCCAAUGGGAAACGUGCCAACCGGACCCGAUUCACCGACUACCAGAUCAAGGUGCUGCAGGAGUUCUUCGAGAACAACUCCUACCCCAAGGAUAGCGAUCUGGAGUACUUGAGCAAGCUGUUGAUGCUCUCGCCGAGGGUUAUCGUCGUAUGGUUCCAGAACGCCCGCCAGAAGCAGCGUAAGAUCUACGAGAACCAGCCGAAUCCGACCUUCGAUACGGAUGAAAAGAAGGGCAACAUCAACUACGCCUGCAAGAAGUGCAACCUGGUGUUCCAGCGAUACUACGAGCUGAUCCGGCAUCAGAAGAACCACUGCUUCAAGGAGGAAAGCAACAAACGCUCGGCCAAGGCACAGCUCGCAGCGGCUCAGAUCGCCCACUCCUUCACCAGCGGCAGCGAGGAUUCGGACUCCAGUUUGGACGUUAGCCGACGGGACUUCCAGCCACGCGAAAAUGACUGCCCCUUCUAACCGGAGGAGGGGUUUUACCCCCUCUUUAUUUAGAGCAUUCGCUCAAUUCUAGAAGAUGAUUCCGUUUAUUUAUUUUAGGUAUCCCCGUCUUCUUCGUUUUAACUUUUUGUGAUUUCAAAAUUCAAUCUAUUUUAACCAGUGAUUAUGAUUCGGUUUCCUCGCAUCAAAGCAACCGAACUUUAUUCAAACCUAGAUUUAUUUCUUCUAAGAAGUUUCUCAGGAACUCAUUUCAUUCCAGUGAUUCCCAACCUCACAAACAUUCCAUUCUAUUUUAUGAAGUAUAAGAAUAAAAUCAUUUAUCUUUUAGUUUAGUAGCAGCGCUGGCGCAUUUUUCGCCCUAUUUUUGAACCCCUUCUUCCUUUUAAGCAAACUUUUUCAGUUGCUGAUAAUCAAAAUUUGCUAACAUCUCCACUCUCGAGGCAGGCUUAAACGAGAAGAAGAACAAAAAUCAAUCGAGCAAUUCAAAUUAUUUACAACAACAAAAAACAUGAAAAUCAAACUAAAACUCGCAAAUUCCUUUUAAAUUGCUUUCCAGAAAACUAUACAUAUAUUUUUUCGAUAUACAAAAUAAUUGAAAAAAAAACACGGUUCCCGCAUCAAAUGUAAAAUGAAAGUUCCUAAAGAAAGAAAGAAAUAAAAACACAAACGAGUUGAUGAAAAGAAACAAACAAAAGUGUGAACAGUAAAGUGGUAUAGUGAAUAACUAGCAGUAGAGGAUGAAUUGUUUGUAACUUAUUUGCCAUACAACAAGAAAAAAACUAAUACCUUGCAAAACGUGUGAAGAAGUGAAAAUAAAAACAAAAACUUGAAAGAGUAAGAAUGAAAGCAAAACAAUGAUAACACUAUUGAGAAUAACAAAAAAAAUCGAUCGAACUGCAAGUUGGAAAGAUGAUGAUGAUUAAAGUUGAAUGACGCAUCCGGAAAGACAAAACAAACUACGGACUAGAUAAUUGUAUUGUUUUUUUGUCAGUUUAUUAUUAUAAUUAUUAUUAUUUUUAACUAUUGAAGAGUUUAAUUAGGCGAAGAACUACAUCAACAAUAACAACUAUAACAACAUAGCAGGCGAAAUAAAAAUCCAAACGACACCAUGGAGAUUGUUAUCA
Molecule: messenger RNA, 10162 nt
Organism: Uranotaenia lowii
Lineage: Eukaryota; Metazoa; Arthropoda; Insecta; Diptera; Culicidae
Gene: zfh2
Product: zinc finger protein 2
Exons: 7
Coding region: 1317-9059 (2580 amino acids)
Biological process (GO): regulation of transcription by RNA polymerase II
Cellular component (GO): nucleus
Molecular function (GO): DNA-binding transcription factor activity, RNA polymerase II-specific; zinc ion binding; RNA polymerase II cis-regulatory region sequence-specific DNA binding
Source: RefSeq, a predicted model, not a curated record